Sciurus carolinensis (gray squirrel) is the source of this 3757-nucleotide messenger RNA. RefSeq names its product sialic acid-binding Ig-like lectin 9. NCBI's taxonomy places the organism in Eukaryota, Metazoa, Chordata, Mammalia, Rodentia, Sciuridae. The record is from RefSeq and is a predicted model, not a curated record. Gene Ontology annotation, biological process: cell adhesion. The coding region runs from base 43 to 1404 and encodes 453 amino acids. Gene Ontology annotation, cellular component: plasma membrane. Gene Ontology annotation, molecular function: sialic acid binding. The transcript has 7 exons.
UCGGGAGCAGACUUCCCCUGCAGACCUGCAGCCCCAACGGACAUGCUGCUGCUGCUGCUGCUGCCCCUGCUGCGGGCGAGUGAGCAGGUGGAGGUCAGGAGGGAUUACCUGCUGCAGGCGCAGAGUCCAGUGACCGUGCAGGAGGGCCUGUGUGUCCAUGUGCCCUGCCAAUUCUUCUCCUCCCAGAAGAGUAGCACGGCCCCAACUCGCGGCUACUGGUUCCUGAAAGGGGUCAAACACACGGAUGCUCCUGUGGCCACGAAUGACCCCAGCAAGGAAGUGCGGGAGGAGACCCGGGACCGAUUCCAACUCCUCGGGGACCCGGGAACCAACAACUGCACCCUGAGCAUCAGAGACGCCAGGAAGACGGACACAGGGUGGUACUUCUUUCGGAUGGAGAGAGGAAAUGUGAAGUGGAAUUACUGUGCAAACCAGGUCUCAGUGAACGUCACAGCCCUGACCCACAGCCCCGACAUCCUCCUCCCUGGGACCCUGGAGGCUGGCCGUCCCAGCAACCUGACCUGCUCUGUGCCCUGGGCCUGUGAGCAGGGGACGCCCCCCACCUUCUCCUGGGAGGGGACCUCUGUGUCCUCCCUGGGCGCCAACAUCACCCACUCCUCGGUGCUCACACUCACCCCGCGGCCACAGGACCAUGGCACCAACCUCACCUGCCAGGUGACCCUGCCUGGGGCCCAGGUGACCAGGAUGAAGACCGUCCACCUCAACAUCUCAUACUCUCCACAGAACCUGACUGUCACUGUGUCCCCAGGAGCUGGCCCAGCAUCCACAACCCUGGAGAAUGGCUCAUCUCUUUCGGUCCUGGAGGGUCAAUCUCUGCGUCUGCUCUGUGUCGUCGACAGUCAUCCCCCUGCCAGGCUGAGCUGGUCCUGGGGGAACCUGACUCUGUAUCCCUCGCAGCCCUUGGACCCUGGGGUGCUGGAGCUGUCCCCAUCCCACCUCAGGGGUGAGGGAGAAUUCACCUGCCGCGCUCAGAAUGCUCUGGGCUCCCAGCACAUCUCCCUGAGCCUGUCGCUGCAGAGCAAAGCGGGGCCUCUGUCCGGAGUGACGCUGGGGGCCCUCUGGGGCGCCGGAGCUACGUCCCUGCUCGUCCUGUCCUUCUGCAUCCUCCUCCUCGUGGCGCGGUCCUGCAGGAAGAGGCCCGCGAGGCCGGCGGGCCUGGGGGAUACCAGCGCGGUCCGGGGCUCCGCCUCUCAGAGUCCCCUGGUGGAAUCCCAGGCAGAUGAAAUCUCUUCAUACCAACCUCCCCCGGCCCUGGCCACCCCCACCUCAGAGAAUGAAGAGAUCCAUUAUGCAGCCCUCAGGUUUCAUGAGGUGAAGCCCAGCGACCCGCAGGGACAGCCGGCCGCUGACAACGAGUACUCGGAGAUACCCAUCCAGCGGUGACAAAGGGCCGAGACCGGCCCUGGCUCACGGAACCACACGGCCUCUUCCCCGCAAAGGGAAAGUCAGAGGCCGUGGUUCCUGUAGGAGGAAGAGCCCGGAGCUCCUGGCGCCACGCAGUACUAGAACUCCAGAACCUAUUUCCCUGCCACGCUGGAACUCGUGCUGUGCCCAGCCUCUGUCCUUCCGAAUCUACCUGCCCCCGGCCUCUGCAAACCGCCGCUCUCCUCUCUGUUCCUGAGCUCCUCUUUCUUUCUUUCUUUCUUUUUUUUUUAAAUUGUAGAUGAACACAAUACCGUUAUUUUUUUUAUUUGUUUACUUUAUGUGGUGCUGAGGCUCGAACCCAGUGCCUCAGUCGUGCCAGGCAAGUGCUCUACCACUGAGCCACAACCCCAGCCCCCUGAGCUCCUCUUUCGAUUCCACAUGAGUGAGACCUGGCUGUGCUGUCUCUCUGUGCCCCCUUUCAUCUAACGUGAAGUCCUCCAGGUUCACCCACGUGGUUGCAAGUGACAGAAUAUCAUAUUGCAUAUUUCAAGAGAGGGUUUUAAAUGUCCUCACCACAGGGGACGAAAGAUCUUUGAGUGAUGGAUAGGCUAAUUAGCCCGAGUCUGUCAUUCCACAAGGUAUAAAUCUAUGGAAACAUCACAUCGUACCCAAUAAAUACAUCCGGUUAUUAUGUGUACAUUAAAACAAAAUAAAACUUUUAACAGCCUCAUAAGUAAUGGAUUAAGGGACAGACUAAUCCCCCUCUCUCUGUGCCUCAGUCUCCUGCUCUCAGUCUGGGAUGAAGUCUGACCUCCCGGGUGAGAUUCACAGGAGUAAGAUCCUGUCAGUGCAGCUGCUGGCUUGGUGGGUACUGAGCUCCUGCUGGACCCUUGUGCUUUGAACAGAAGGACCUGCUGGGUUCCUCCUCUUGGGGCAAUCAGUGCGUGCAUUUCCCUACAACUGGCAGAUCCACAGCUUUCCAGGAAGUGACCUGGGCCUUAGAAUCAGGUCUGUGCCACCUCUGGACCCUGCCCUCCUUUCCUCUUUCCCUCUUUCUGACCUUUGGGCCUCCUGGCUUUCCUUGGUGUGUACAUCUAGCAUGCAGUCCAGAGGGGGAUCGCUUGGACACGCAGGGCUCUCUCUGCUCUGCUCACAGCUCACCCGAGGCUCCCUGACCCUGACGAUGCGUCACAGCCUCCAGUGGCCUCUCUCCACUUACUCUCCAUCCUCACCGCUUGCCCAUGGAUCCCUCUGGCCUUUCUAAACCAUUUCCAAUCUGCCCCACUGAUUCGUACAUCAGUCCUUGGAUACUGAGCUCCCUCCUCCUAGAAAGCUCUGCUACUGGGUCUUCAUCUUUCUGUCUUUGAGAGUGGAGCUCAAGGGCGGAGCUCUGAGAGAGGGAAGAAGCAGCUCAUGGUCUCCCUCCUCUGAAGUUGAACCAAGUGAAUGUGAAGUUUCCCACAGCCCGAGGAUUGUCCAAAGAAUGCAACCACAUGACCUAAAAUUCUACCUACAUACAUCACCUCAACAAGGAAAGGAAUCGAUUAGAGCACUCCCUUCAUAAAGUAGACGUGAUGACAAGGAAUCAAAUGACUGGAUGAAGCACUGAAAGCUCCCUAAAUCUGAAUCCCAGCCCAUUUAUAGCAGCUUCAAAAAAUAUCAAGGAAUAAUUUUUAAAAAUCAUGCAGUACAUCUGUACCAAAGCAGAGCACUGCUGAGAGAAAUGAAAGAAGAUGCAAAUGAAUGCAUGAAAUAUACCAUGUUCAUGGAUUGGAAGACCAAUAUCAUUAAGAUGUCAUCUCUCUCCAUAUUGAUUUCAAAUAAUCCCAGUCAAAAUCCCAAUAUGUAUGUGUAUGUAGAUAUGCAUAUAUAAGUAGAUGAAUGUAUAUAAGUAUAUAAAAGUUAACAUUGAUCUGCAGGUAUAUAAAUUGACAGGUUGAUGGUAAAAUUUUUAUGGAAAUAUAAAGGUCCUAGAUAACUGAAUGAUCUUGGAGAAGAAGAAUAGCUGGAGAAAUCAGGUAACUUUUCAGCCAGAGUAAUUGAGACAGUGCAGUGUGGAAUGGGUAGAGUCUAUGAAUAGUCCCACACAUACACUGUCAGUUGACUUUGAGUUUAUUCCCUGAGGAAAGGAAACUUUUCAAUUGGUAUUAGUAGAACAACCUGAUCAAGGUUUGUAAAAGAUGAACCUUGAUCUUUUACCACAUCAUACACACAAAAUGUCUGAGAUGAGUCAUGGACCUGGAAGAGAAAGUGUCUCCCUGUGUGGUUCAGUGUAGUAGCUUCCAGCCACAGGGGGCUAUUGGGCACUUGCUGUGUGCUGCAUUUAUUAGGCAAAAGAAUACAAUGCUCCCAUUAAUAAUUUUAAUAUUAG